UGAGAUUCCUUCCGGACGCCUUAUGACAUAAUGCGCGCCAUCCCGGUGCGGUUAGCACAUCCGUGCCCUUGCAUGCGGCUCCAAAAAAACUCAGCGAAGCUGAAUUCACCGCGAACGGUCACGAAUCCGACUCCACCGCGAACGAUCACAAAUCCAACUCCACCACCACCAGUCUCCACACCAUCUUGCCCCCUGCAUAGCCUGCCUGCCUCACGUCGAUCGUGCAAUCGCUGCAAUGGUCAACAAAAAAGCCCGCAACAAGGACCAAGAGCUGGACUUCGAUCUCCCCCCGACGAAACUAGCCAAGACAGCCAACCUCUCGACAACCAAGGAACGUAAACGCAAAUCGAAACCUGGCGCGAAACGAUGGGAGGAUGAGGAUGACACGCCCAAGGCAUUCGCGCGCAUGAUGUCUGGCGGUUCGAAGAGGAGUGGGCUGGAUGAAGGAGGGGACAAGAAACGGAAACGGAAGCCGGAAGAGGAGAAGAAGACGACGCGCUCGGAUCUCAAAAUUCAGCCGGGCGAGUCCCUCCGGGAGUUCGGUCGGCGGGUGGACCAGGCGAUACCGGUUGUGUUUCCGCGCGGCAACGGGAGUGCGAGGGAGAAGAAGAAGAAGAAGACGAAAGAGGUUGUGAAGGAAGAUGAGGACGAUAGUAAUCUUGAGCCGGAGGAGGGUGAAGAGAUCAACAGUGACGAUGACGACGAGGAAAAGGAUAUGCUGCGGCAGGCGAGGGAAGGCUUUGAGGCGGCCAAGCGGAAGAGGGGAAAAAGACGCGGGGACAGCCCGGAUCCAUGGGCGGACCUGGAAAAGAAGAGGGAACAGAUCAAGUUUGGAGACGUUGCUGCGGCGCCGCCUACGUUGAAGAAACCUCGGGCGCUGCUGUAUCUGGGGGGUAAGGCGGCUGCGGCGGUGGAUGUGGACGGCGUACCGAAGAGUGCAGGAAGUUUGGCGAAGAGAGAGGAGCUCGCCGGCCAGAGGAGGAACAUCAUCGAGGAGUAUCGCAAGAUGAUGGCGGAGAAGAGAGCGAAGGAGGCUCUGUGAUUGGCAUCAGGGAGUGCUAUAGCGUUAAUACAGCAGCUUUCAGCUGGAAUGAAGUUUCAG
Messenger RNA from Tricharina praecox, 1102 nucleotides. RefSeq lists its product as uncharacterized. The record is from RefSeq and is a predicted model, not a curated record. Bases 236 to 1042 code for a protein of 268 amino acids. Lineage: Eukaryota; Fungi; Ascomycota; Pezizomycetes; Pezizales; Pyronemataceae. The transcript has 2 exons.